GACAAACAAUUUCCCUAGAGUCGACUGGACAAAAACCGGAUUGGUCAAUCAGAGCUACGCUUCGUGACGCAGGACGACGACCGCGUCUCCUCUUUCCUUCUUCCAACUACGUAAUCGGAUAAGGAUGGCAUCCUAGCUUCUGCCUAGCUUCAAUUCAAACCUCUAUCAUGAUACUCGAUAAUACGUGAAUUGAACCGAACGAAUGCUGUACCAGCUGAAGACGGCUUGAAACAGCUGUAGUUUUCCGAGAUAAGCCACAUCUGUGUACGCGUUCGUAGAUAUUCUGAAGUAAGGAAACGGAAAGAUGAAUAGUGCAAUUAUGUAAAUUAUUUAUUUGUGCUGAAUCUCGAUCCUCCGACAUGCACACGCAUACCUCGACGAUGCACCCUGCUGCGGUGGUGCGGUGACAUUGACAGCGUCGUUGCGGCCCAGUGCGAAUCUCGUUAGAAUCUCGACGAUGCGCGCAAAUGUAUAUAGUCUGCGACGUCGAUAAAUAGACGUCACGCGUAUUUAGUAAUUACCACGCAGGACGGACCCGUUUGCAUCGUCGGCGAUGCUCAUCAUCGGCAUUCCUUAAGGACAGUAUCCCCUCGCAUCUAAUUGUACCAUGAUGGGAAUAUUGUACGAGAAAAGGCCGUUGAAGAGGCCGAGACUGGGUCCCCCAGACGUCUAUCCUCAAGAGUUGAAGCAAAAGGAGGAUGAGCUCUCACUUACAAAUGUAAAACAUGGUUUUAUGGCCACCACGACCCAGCUGGCCGACGAGUCUGGGACAGGUAGGAACUAUAAUGUCACUGCUGCCAAGGUCGGUGCGUACUUCAACGCGAUCCUCGCCAAGAAAGAGGAACUCGCAACAAUGCCCGACACUGGUAGGAAAAGACAGCAGAUCAAUCCCAAGGACAAUUUCUGGCCAGUAACAGCCAGAACAAAGAACGGUAUUGAAGCAUGGUUUAAGGAUCUUUCUGGCAGCAAGCCUUUAGUCACACUUGCGAAGAAAGCUCCAAAUUUUAACAAAAAGGAAGAGAUUUUCAUGAUGCUCUGCGAGUACCAAGUGCCAAUGUUGAGGGCAGCCUGGUUUAUCAAGCUCAGUUCUGCUUACACAGUUGCAGUCUCAGAAGCCAAAAUAAAGAAGCGUCAACUGCCUGAUCCAACCACAGAAUGGACAGGAACUCUCAUAAAAUUUUUGAAAGAUCAGUUAUCCAAACUGCAAGAGUACUAUCACAUAGGCAAUCAGGUAGCUAGUACUAGUAGUAACAAUAGUACAACAAACAAUUCCUGCAACAGCAAUGGAACUACAACAACAAACAGUAAUAGCAACAGUAAUAGCAACAGCAACAGUAAUAAUAACAGUAACAAUAGCAGUAACAAUAACAGUGUUAAUAACAACAACAAUAAUAAUAAUGCAAGCAAUAAUGCAAGCAAUGGCUCUACCAAUAAUCAACCACCCACACCGACUUCGAGCAGUCAGUCUACAACAAACAGUACAAUGAACGAGGAACAUAAGUUAGCCCUUAAACAAUGGCACUAUUGUGUCCAAUUAGCUAAAUAUAUGUUUGAAGAAGGCUUGUUGGACAGACAAGAAUUGCUACAGUGGAUUCUAGAAUUGCUGGAUAAGAUCAGGUCUUCUCCCUCGGAAGAUGGCAUAUUGAAGCUCCUGUUGCCAUUAGCUCUGCAAUAUUUGGAAGAGUUUAUACAAUCUGAAUUGCUGGCUAGACGAUUGGCAUAUUUAUGCUGCCGUAAAUUGGCAUAUAUGUGCAAUAACGUUGAGAGUAACAACAAUCCACAGAGUCCGUCCAUUACUAAGAAUGAAGUUAAUGGUAGCAAGGACACUACUGUUGCUGUUCAAGGGCCAUUAAAUCUCUUGACAGUUGCUUUCAAUGAUUAUUUGACUUGUGCACAUCACAGAGAUGUAAUUUACAGUUUAUCUACUAUAAUACAGGUCAUAACAUUAGAGUGCCCGACAGCAUUAGUCUGGAAUAGUGUUGGCGAGGGAAAGGCUCCAUCAGUCUUGAAUGGAUCACCCUUAGACUAUUUACCGUGUCCUCCUGCAGCUUUGCCAUGUCCACCUGCGAGUUCUGGUAAUCCUACAAUGAAACAACUGAGGAUUGCUCAGGAAAAUAUAAGGGCUCGCUCUCAGGCAGCAGAAGGUAGAUGGUCGUGCGACAAAUGGCAGCAGAGCAGCGCUGGAACGACAACUACCAAAGUGUUAGCUGCAUUAGACGCCCUUGAUCGGCAUAGUUUUGAUAAAAUGGAUGCCUCUAAUUCACUCGACACUCUGUAUGCAAAAAUCUUUACACCACCUUCAAAAGAUACUUCUAAUGAACGUGAUACAAAAACGGAAUAUAAUCCGCAACAGGAUUCAGCAGUAGUUGAAAUUUUAUGCGAAUGGGCUGUGAGUGCUGAACGUUGGGGGGAACAUAGGGCGAUGGCAGUUGCUAAGCUUCUCGAAAAGAGACAGAGUGAAGCUACUGGCGAAACUAAUGAUAAUGAUGAUAAAGAUAGUACAUGUAGUAAUGGAAGUCCACCUGUGCUUCCAAUUUUUCAACCACUGCUUAUGAAAUUCUUAGACGUAGACGCUCCGGUACUUGAUAAUACCUCGACUCAAUCUAAGGCUCAAUUUACAAAUUUAGUUCAUCUGUUUUCGGAAUUGAUCAGGCAUGAUGUUUUCUCACAUGAUGCGUAUAUGUGUACUCUUAUUUCGAGAGGUGAUCUUAUACAAGGCCCGGUAGCUAGCAAACCUGGAACACCUAGCAACAGAGAACCAAUUGAUGAAGAUAGUCUCUUCCCUGGUAUAGAUUUAAAGCCAACUAAAUUGGAAGUAUCGGAUCAUGGACGUACUAUGGAUUAUGAUGAUAGUAAAAUUGAUGACGAUUUAGAUAAGAUAUUGCAACAUAUUAAAGAAGAUCAACAAAAUAGCAUGGAUGCACCAGAUAGUCCCAAAGAGGAUGCACUGACUGGUCACGGAGGUCAUGAAAGUCUCGAUUCAAAAAUGCCAUCGAGUCAUAGCAGACAUUUAUUAUACACCACUCAUUUUCCGCUACCACAAGACGAAACAUGUAGUCAACAUGAUUGUAAUCAGCGACAUGUAUUGCUUUAUGGUGUUGGACGUGUUAGAGAUGAAGCUAGACAUGUUGUUAAAAAAAUGACAAAAGAAGUGUGUAAAUUGUUUGGAAAGAAAUUCAGUAUUGAUGUUGCCGAAGGAGGCAAAGUAAAAAAACAUUCUCGAAGUGAAUUUAAUUUCGAAGCUGUUACUAUGAAAUUCCAAAAUCUAAGUUAUUUUGAUCAACAUGUUGUUACAUGGCAGUGUGCAACGCAAGUGAUAGAAAUGUUGAAUACAUUUGCAUUAGCUGGUUCAUCUUAUUUACCAGUUCACGAGCAUGUAGCUUUUCUUUUCGAUCUAAUGGAACUAGCAUUGAACAUAUAUGGCCUAAUUGAUGUUUGUAUACAAAUCUUAAAAGAGCUUCCGGAAGUGGAAGCCCAAUUGACAGCUAGAAACAGUCAAUUGAUUCGAAGUUACACCACAAAUCUGAGUUUAUAUGUAGUUGGCGUAUUAAGAAGAUAUCAUUGUUGUUUAUUAUUAUCACCAGAGCAGACGACAGCGGUAUUUGAUUUACUUUGCAAAGUAGUAAAACAUGUGUCAAAUCCAAGUGACUGCAGCUCUGCUGAACGAUGCGUAUUAGCGCAUUUAUAUGAUUUAUAUUCAACAUGUUCUCUCUUAAAAACAAAAUCACAUGGAGUAGAAGCAUUCAGUAAUGCGUAUCCGAAAAUUCGAGCCGCUCUCUACAGCACCUUGCAGCCAACGCCUUCAAGUCAUGUUUAUAAUUCGCAAUUUAUGGUGGAUGUUUUCACUAGUCCGCGAAGGGGCGGAAAAAUUGAGCCGCAAUGGGCGAGACAGUUGAACGAAACACCGGCUAAUCGUUAUAGUUUUGUUUGCAAUGCGAUUGUUGCGGUUUGCAGUGAAACGGAUAACGAUAAGUUGAACGAUAUUGCUAUAACUUGUGCAGAAUUAACUGCUUGUUGCAACGCUCUAAAUGCCGAGUGGUUGGGAGUACUUAUGGCGCUUUGUUGCUCAUCUAAUAGUUCUGCUUUUUAUAUCGAUGUAUUAAAUCAAGUUGAUGUACAAGAUUUAAGUAUACAUAAUUCUCUUGCUAUAUUUACAUCAAUUUUAAUUGCGAGGCAUUGUUUCUCCUUGGAGGACUUUGUUGUGCAUAUAGCACUACCGUCUUUGGUGAAAACUUGCAAUGACGGUCGCGGAGACAUUGAUAUUGAAGUAGAAGCAGGUGCACGUUUAACUUGUCACUUAUUAUUGAGACUUUUCAAAACUGUCGAAUGUCCGCAACCGGCUUUAUAUUCGGUCAGUACGAGUCCUCAUCCGCUUCCAAGUGGAAAUUCAAGAGGUUAUAGUAUAAAAUUGAGUUGCGACAGACACUUAUUGGCAGCUGCACACAAUAAUAUAAGAGUAGGGCCAGUACUUGCGGUGUUAAAGGCUAUAUUAGUCGUCGGAGAUGCUACAGCCGCUAAACAACCUCCGAAGAAAGUCGAUAUACCUUUGAGUCACUCCAGUAAAGGAGGAGGUCCGGCCAGUGUUGGCGUCGGAGUUGGUGUGAGUAGUAGUGGACCUGGUGAACUAUCAAUCAGUCAUAUUUUGGGAACCAGCGAUAUUUUAGGAGGCGGCGAUGAUCUUGGCCUUGAUCUGGCUAUGUCUUCCUCUAGUAGUAGCGCCGGUAUGACCACGGAAAAUGUCAAGGGAUUUUCUGACUUUGCUCAUCACGUUUUACGUCAGAUUUGCAGUCAAGAAUGGGUGUUGGAGAGAUGUUUACAAAAUCCAGAAGAGCUUUGUCAUCAAGAUAUGCUGCUGGAUAAUAUGCUAACGCCGCGACAAGCCCAAAAAUUAUUACAUAUGAUCUGCUAUCCUGAAACACCCACUGAAGCUUUUAUCGAUCAAAAGACACAUAUUACAAAUAUUUUAGAAAAUUUAGAACAGUGGAGCCUAAGAAUGUCCUGGUUAGAUUUACAGCUUAUGUACAAGCAAUUUGCGCCAGGUUCCAAUGAGCUCUCUCAAUGGUUGGACACAGUUGCGAAAGCUGCAAUCGAUGUUUUUCAAUUGAACAAUACCUUAAGUAACAAACCUGAUAAAAAAUCGGGUUCUAUAUGGUUAGUUGCUCCGUUAGUUUCCAAGUUGCCAAGUGCGGUACAAGGCAGAGUUUUAAAAGUGGCAGGGCAGGUAUUAGAGUCGGGUAAUUGGUCGAAAACAGCAGGUCGCGAGAAAGGUAGAUCCAAAUCGCCUUCAUUGUUCAAUCAUCAACCAUUUCUGUCACUUGUAUUAACAUGCCUGAAAGGUCAGGAUGAUCAAAGAGAAGGUUUACUAACAUCUCUACAUUCGCAGCUUUCGCAAUUUUUAAAUACCAGCAAGGAAGAGAAGCACAUUGGUUCUGAAGAUCCUAAAACUAGAGAGGUAUUACAAGACGCAUUACAGCUAAGAUUUAGUCUCGUUGGAGGUGUAUUUGACACAAUACAAAGGAAUACGACUGCUACAACGGAUUGGGCGAUUCUACUAGUUCAAUUAGUCAGCUAUGGUGUUAUAGACUUGAAUAAUAACGCAGAAUUAUUUACAACCGUUAUAGAUAUGUUAGCGACUUUAAUUCACUCUACAUUAGUAUCAGAUUCACAAUCUGAGAAAGACGAAAAUAAGAAGCACUAUCAAAACCUAAUGAAAAAGUUGAAAAAAGAACUAGGUGAUAGAAAUUCUUCGAGCAUUCGCUUUGUAAGACAACUUCUACCAUUACCGAAGCUGACUAUGGAAGUUAUCACGUGCGAACCCAUUGGAUGUUUAACUGAUACUAAAGGCAACAAGAUCGCUGGAUUCGAUAGCAUCGACAAGAAACAGGGACUGCAAGUGUGUGAUUCUCAAAGAGUAUCAGCAUGGGAACUCUUGGAAGGUCAUAAAAAUCCUGCACCACUUUCUUGGGCUUGGUUCAGAGCUGUCCGAUUAGAACGCAAACCACUUACAUAUCAGAAUGCGCAUAAACUGUUGCGGUAUCAUACUCAUAGUCAAAAUCGGCCAGCCAGCCAUUAUCUAGAUCCACCUCCAUUACCACCAGAGGAUUUAGAACCGGAUAAGAAAGAAUCGGAACCUGGUAAAGCGGAUACUCCAAUGAGCAUCGAUUCACCAGGUCGUGUCGGCGGCAGUGUUGGUAACACCGGAGUUGGUAAUACGAAUACUAACGGUAAAGGAAAAGCUAUGAAAAAACAACGACAUAAUAGAAGAAUGAAAGGUGCUGCUACGCCUACAACGCCUAUAUCGCAGCAGAUGCAACAGCCACCAUCUCAAUUGCAACAAAUGACAUUUGGUAAUCAACAAGCUCCUGUUGCGCAACAGCCUGGAAUGUUCGCUGGGCAACCUCCACAACCUCAGCAGCAAUGGUAUAGCAAUCAGCAAACUCACACACCUGCGCAGCAGUAUGGUUACGGUCAACAGUUGCCACCUACACCGGUCGGUGGACCACGCUACGAGAGACCGGGAAUGAAUAAUCAAUCCAAACAAGCUCUGUCGAAUAUGUUACGCUUACGAUUACCGUCCAAUCAGUUUAUGGGUUCGCAGCCACAGCCACCGAAUGCUACGCCAGUUGCGGGACCAGGCGCGUUCCAAGGAAUGCAGAGGCAUCAAUUCAUCAGGCAACAGUUGAGAGCGCAGCAUGGAGCACCUGGCGUAAAUCCACAACAAGGCAUGUUUGCAGCACAGCAACAGCAACAGCAACAACAACAGCAACAGCAAGGAAUAUAUGCGGGAAUUCAACAAGGUAUGAAUCAAAAUUAUGCGGGAUAUGGCGGACAACAAAUGAUACAGCAGCAACAGCAACAACAACAGCAGCAGCAAACGCCGCAGCAAACGCAGCAGCAGCAGCAACAGCAGCAGCAGCAGUUGCUUCAACAGCAGCAGCAGCAGCAACAAGGCAUCUUGAAUCAACAACAAAAUAUGAUGUUCCCUAAUCAGCAGCAAAUGAUGGGUCCGCAAAGGGGACAGGAAUAUAUGCCACAACAAAGAAUGCAACCUGGUGCUGCUAGACCGCCAUAUUUACAGGCGCCAAAUGUAACAAUGAACGCAAUGGGACCAAUGGGUGGAGGUGUUCAGAACCAGCCUGCUCCUCCAUACCGACAAUCUGCUGGAAAACCAGGUGCAGUAGGGGUGACGGGGGUAGGCACGGCCAAUGUCAGCUUGCAGCAAAAUCAGCAGUUCCAACAGCAACAGGCGAUAAAUCAGCAGCGUAUGAGGCAACAGAUGUUAGCCAUGCAGCAGCAGCAGCAAGCCGCUCAACAGCAGCAGCAGCAAGCCGCUCAGCAGCAGCAACAGCAACAGCAGCAAGGUGCUGCUGGUGGUCAACAACCUACAUCUCAACUCGUAACGCAUUUACAAAGGCACUUGAGUCAACCACCACAACAUUCCUAUCAGCAUCAACCACCACCUUAUUAAAAAUAUACAAAAAUUGUAUUUAUUUAAUAUCUGCUAGUUAAAUACUGCUAAUGCAACGUAGAAAUGAAAACAAAUUCAUUAAAUUUUAGACUUUAUAUCACUGAAUAAAGGUUUGCAUCAGGUAAAGGCAUAUUUUAAUGAAAGGUUUUUUUAUAAGACUUGCUGUAAUUUUUUUAUCAAUUAAUAUGUAUUUGGCUAGAUAUUAUCAUAUUUUUUUAUGCAAUGGAUAUAAAAAUAUUGAAACGACGUUUUGAAAUUUUCACAUUAAAUCAAAUAUCACUUUUUUUAAUUGGACGUUUUAAUAACUAAUUAUUGCGAUGUAUCAACCGCAUUUUAACUAAUUAGGCAUAAAAAAUAGAAAAUACUUUAUGUAUAAUAUAUAGAUUUCUUUAUGUCAGAUAUCAAGAAUCAUGUUUUAAUGAUCUAUUGAGUCAAUAUGCUAAGUAACGGAUAUAAAUCAUAAAUUGCAACACAUUUUUUUUUUUAAUGUAAAUUCUCGUGAAGUAUUAUUAAUAAUAUUGUUACGUCCUUCUGUGCUUUGUUUCUGUGAAAAUAAUAUUUGUAAUAUACUUGAUUAAUUGAGAAUAUUACAAAUGCAUCAAGAAUAUUACAUUGCUCUACAACACAGGCUAAUUAAAGAAAAAGGAAGAUUGUUUCUAAGUCUUUUAAAUAAAUAUUUUUGAACAUAAACGUAAUAGAGGUUUUACAUAUCUAUAUCUUUUAAUGUUGGUUUUAAAUAUUAUUUUGUGAUGCACACUUUUUUGAUCUAUGCAUUCGCACAGCGGAUUACAAAUAUUGUAACAGAACACAGAUGCGGCGAAGCACACGGAUGUAACAUAUUAUUAUAUGUAGUUUCUAUAAUGACAGUGGCGAAUAUAUAUAGUAUAUUAUAUAAGAACUGGCAUACCAUAAUUUAUAUUAUGAAGUAAAUUUAUUGUUACUGUUAUCUAACUAUUUAAACGGUAUUUAUAUAUCAUAUUUUUUACAUAGAAUAUAUAUACAUUAACAUUGAUCAUGUAUAAUAGUAGUAUAAAGAUAAAUGUAUUUAAGUGCAUCAUUAAGAAAUGACAGUUCAGUAACUACUCUAGUAGAAUUUACACAAAUGCAAAUCAACUGUGUGGUUUGCAUAAUUGACGAAAUAAAAAUAAUAAAUCAAUAAGUUCCGAAUUUAA
Molecule: messenger RNA, 8640 nt
Organism: Solenopsis invicta (red fire ant)
Lineage: Eukaryota; Metazoa; Arthropoda; Insecta; Hymenoptera; Formicidae
Gene: kto
Product: mediator of RNA polymerase II transcription subunit 12
Exons: 12
Coding region: 608-7468 (2286 amino acids)
Biological process (GO): regulation of transcription by RNA polymerase II
Cellular component (GO): mediator complex
Molecular function (GO): transcription coactivator activity
Source: RefSeq, a predicted model, not a curated record